This is a messenger RNA of Parathielavia appendiculata, 1782 nucleotides long. RefSeq lists its product as uncharacterized. The transcript has 2 exons. The coding region runs from base 1 to 1782 and encodes 593 amino acids. Lineage: Eukaryota; Fungi; Ascomycota; Sordariomycetes; Sordariales; Chaetomiaceae. The record is from RefSeq and is a predicted model, not a curated record.
AUGUCUCGGAUCAUUCGCCUGAAAUACACGCCCGCCGCGAAACGGGCUCCCGCCCCGAAACGGGCCUCAAAGCGCCAAGACUACGAUUCUUCGUCUCUCGAUCUGUCCGAUGACAGCGGUUACUCGGGCGUCGAGGAUGUCACAGAUUCCGAAGAUGACGACGAGGAGCAUGUCUUUGCGGCCGAGGAGGAGCACAUAAUCAAUGCAUCGCGGAAGCGAUCAUCGGCUCCCCCUCGGCCGCCCGUGGAGGAUGACGAGGACGAUGCAGACGAGGAAAGCGAAGCAGAUGAAGAAGACGAGGCAGAGGCAGAAGACGUUGACCCCGCCGACGACGGCGACAGCUGGGACGGAAUCUCGUCAGACCACGAGGAGCUCGUCCCCGCAGAGACCUUAGCCAGCGACAUGCUUGAUGAGGCUGCUACCACCAUUGAGCGCCAUGUUCGCUUCGCCGGGGUUCCCGAUAGCGACUCGGACUCAACCACCAGUGAGACCUCCGACAUCAACGAGUUCUUUCCCGACAUCUUCGUCGAGCAAAGCGCCCUCGACCCCUCGUUUCGCCGCGAAAUCGAGAAUGACCCCGAUGAGACAUCCUCAAACAGUUCGUUUUGGGACUUCCAGAGCGGCUCUCAGGAUUUCGCCGGCCAGGAAUCGAACGAUGAAGGCGCUGCACAAGAUCUCCACGCCACGCCGCGGCCAAGCCAGCCGCCCACUGAAGUGUCAACGCCUGUCCCCAUUUCUGCAGAGGUGCAGGAACUGGACGGAUACGAGACCGACGGUGAUACUACCGAGGACGACAUUCCGGAGCCCAUUAUCCGCAAAAAGCACGCGCAUCGGGCCCGUUCUGUCGAGGCGUCGUCGGGCUCCGACACUGAGCGGCCGGUCCGGUAUGCACCCGGCAAGCCUCGCCUGGGUAGGUUUAACCUGGACCGAUCCGACAACAAGCCCAUUGGCGUCGUCGAUCCUGCUUCUGGCAAGAUGAUCAUCUUCACACCCCGCAGGACCAACCAGCUGGACCUCUCACCAGAGUCUCUGCAACUGGACUUCUCGGGUCAGGAUCUGGCCUGCUCGCCACUCGUGAGGAACCCGGGCUUUGUCAUGAUGGGUGCCAUGGUGUCAUCCAACACCUUUGGGGAUUUUAUCAACAUGCAGCCUUUUGGCCCGGCCGAGGCAUUCUUUCCGUGCACCCCCGACGCAUUCACGGUGGAAGAGGAGUCCGAUGACUCGUUCUUUGCCGGCGAAGACGAGGACGAGGACGAAAGCCUGCUCAGGAUCGAGGAUUUUGUCACAUUCAACGACGAGUCGUCCGACGAGGAAGAUUCCGGCGCUGAUUGGAAUGGAGAUCUCGUCUCCAGCCCGACCCGGCCGAAGAUUGCUGCUAGCAGCGCGAGUGCGGCAACCGAAUCUGCUGCGACCCACCCGCUACUCACCCAUUUCGAGAACAAUUCAAAUAUUGUGGGAGCAUUCCGGCGCAAUCAGAUCAACCAGCAGCUCAUCUACAGCGACAAAGCAAGCCAAGAGUCACUCGCCUUCUCGGGCCCCCUCUACCACGGCACUCUCCGCGGCAUUAAGUCGGGAAGUUUGGAGACCGUCACCACACCGAUCACGCCCAUCCGUAGGCAGAAGAGAAGCAACACGGUAGGAGCGCUUGGAUUUCCCGACCUCCAGCAGAGCAGCCCACUCAACGUCGCAUCACAGAAGAGGAAAGCGUCGAGUCACCUCGCCGACGCCAACUUGCACAAGCGCCAUCGGAGCAUCUCGGACGUAGAGGCCCUGCACAUUUGA